This is a messenger RNA of Penicillium samsonianum, 816 nucleotides long. RefSeq lists its product as uncharacterized. Bases 1 to 816 code for a protein of 271 amino acids. The record is from RefSeq and is a predicted model, not a curated record. Lineage: Eukaryota; Fungi; Ascomycota; Eurotiomycetes; Eurotiales; Aspergillaceae. The transcript has 2 exons.
AUGUUUGGUACACCCGCAUUUCUAUCGUUGCUUUUCCUUCUUUCGCCGCUUCAUGUGUUCGCCAGCACAGAAAAGGCAUGCUAUGCCCCUGAUGGACGUGUUGCCGACAAUACAUAUCAGCCAUGUAUCGCCAUAAACGGCGUGCAUUCGAUGUGCUGCAGCUUAAACACCACCACCCCGGAUACGUGUCAACCCAACGGUCUGUGCUUAUCCAACUCGGCGAACGAGUACAAGUCGAACUACUGGAGGGACUUUUGUACCGAUAAGACCUGGGAGAGUCCGAAUUGUUUGAGCAAGACCCUCUGCGAUGAUGAUGCAGGAGGAAAUUCAGACUGGACCUCUCGAGUAACUAUAUGUGAUAACGGAUCCUAUUGCUGCGGCACAGACCAGACCUGCUGCUCAGGCACCACCUUUACGCUCAAACCCACGUUAGUCGCCAUUGGAAACACCACCGCCGCUACCGCCACAACAACAGUUACAGCGACUGGUUCUGGUGUGAGCGACAAUCCAGGGCCAUCAAAGGUUGCCAUUGGAGCGGGUGUGGGUGUUCCACUGGCCCUUCUUGCUAUAGCGAUGUUGGGAGCUGGGUUCAUUUGGGGCAGGAGGAACACCCAAGCGAAGUACAACUCUUUGCCUGGUGGCAUUAAUCGGUAUGGGGGGCACCCGGAAGGCUAUGUGCAUCCGGACGGCUACGUGCAGGCACAUCCGCUGUCGCAGAUUGCUCAUGCUGACUCGAAGGCUAUCCAUGAGGUUUCAGCUGGUCCCGUCGGACCUAGUGAGCUGGCUGUGACUAGAGAACCGAGGGCGAAGCACUGA